Messenger RNA from Acanthamoeba castellanii str. Neff, 5082 nucleotides. RefSeq names its product myosin head (motor domain) domain containing protein. The transcript has 36 exons. Gene Ontology annotation, cellular component: cytoplasm; actin cytoskeleton; myosin complex. Bases 1 to 5082 code for a protein of 1693 amino acids. Lineage: Eukaryota; Discosea; Longamoebia; Acanthamoebidae. Gene Ontology annotation, molecular function: microfilament motor activity; ATP binding; actin filament binding. Gene Ontology annotation, biological process: vesicle transport along actin filament; actin filament organization. The record is from RefSeq and is a predicted model, not a curated record.
AUGUUGGAACGCGACGAUACGGUGAGCGAUGUCAACCUCUCUAACAGCGGAAUCGAUGACAUGAUCAAGAUGGGCAAUCUGUCCGAGGAGACGAUCCUGAAGAACCUGAAGCUACGCUAUACCAAGGACCUCAUCUACACCAAUACAGGCUCCAUCCUAGUAUCGCUCAACCCCUACCGGGAGCUCCCAAUAUACAGCCAGGAAGUGGUGCGUGAGUACAUCGGCCGGGCCGCCGGCUCGAUUCGCCCACCGCCCCACAUCUUUGCCACGGCCGAGAGCUGCUACCACGACAUGCGCGAGGACUCGGCCAAUCAGUCGGUCAUUAUCAGUGGUGAGAGUGGAGCCGGCAAGACGGAAGCCACCAAGCUCAUCCUACAGUACCUGGCUGCCCGAACCAACCGGCACUCGGAGGUCGAGCAGAUGAUCCUGGAGUCCAGUCCCGUGCUCGAGGCCUUUGGUAAUGCCAAGACCGUGCGAAACGACAACAGCUCUCGUUUUGGCAAGUUUAUCGAGAUCCACUUCGGGGCCAGCGGACAAAUUGUGGGAGCAAGAAUCAUCAACUGUAUGCCACCUUCCUCUCUUUUCCUGGCUCAAUCAGAGGGAGAGCGCAACUACCAUGUUUUCUACCAGCUGCUCAAGGGCUGCUCUCCGAGCGAGCGAGAGACCUGGUCCAUUCUGCCUUCUAUUGAGGACUACCACUACCUCAACCAGAGCGGAUGCCACACGGUCCCGAACAUCCACGACGAGCAGGACUUUGAACGCCUGCGCAUGGCCUUGUCUGCCCUGGACAUACCCACCGCUACGGAAGAGCAGAUGUUCAGAACGCUUUCAGGCAUCUUGCGCCUGGGAAACAUCACGUUCGAGGGCGGCGAAGCGUCCAAGGUGGUGAACACAAAGGAAUUGGAGGUGGUCGCCAAGUUGCUGGGCGUCAAGGCGGACGCGCUCAAUAGCGCACUGACCACGCGGGCCAUGUCCGUCUCAGGCCAGAAGAUCAUGCUCAACCUCAAACCCGAACAAGCCACGGACACCCGAGACGCGUUGGCCAAGGCCGUGUACAGCUACAUGUUCGAUUGGAUCGUGGAGUCGAUCAACCGGGUCAUCCACAAGCCCAAGCUGACCAAAUCGUUCAUUGGCGUGCUCGACAUCUUUGGCUUCGAAAACUUCAAGGUCAACAGCUUCGAGCAAAUGUGCAUCAACUUCGCCAACGAAAAGCUACAGAACUUCUUUAACGUCACCAUCUUCAAGCUGGAGCAGGAGGAGUACCAAGCAGAGGGCAUCAACGUAGCAGCUGUGGUCUACAACGACAACCAGGACUGCAUCGACCUCAUCGAGAAAGUCAGGCCGCCUGGCAUCAUUGCGUUGCUGGACGAAGAGUGCCGGUUCCCGAAGGCCACCGAUCUGACCUUCCUCGGCAAGCUCUCCACCAACCACGGCAAGCACAACAAGUUCGAAAUGCCCAAGAAGUCGCGCACCAGUUUCGUCAUCAAGCACUACGCCGGAGAGGUGGCCUACGAGGUGGCGGGCUUCCUGGACAAGAACAAGGACACGCUGCCGGAGGACCUGGUGCGGCUGCUCCACAACAGUUCGGUGGACUUGAUCAAGACCGUCUUCACGCCCGUCGCCAAUGACCUCGACUCUGCCAAGUCGGGCAAGAAGGCCGCCACCGUGGGCACCAUAUUCAAGAAUCAAUUGAACGAGUUGAUGGCCACGCUGGGCGCGACGUCGCCUCACUACGUCCGCUGCAUCAAGCCCAACACCCUGAAGCAGGCCGGCGUCUUCGACGAUGAGAUGGUGCUGGCGCAGCUCAGAUACGCCGGAAUGAUGGAGACCAUCCGAAUCAGGAGGAUGGGCUUCCCCAUUCGCUUCCCCGCCAAGGAGUUCCUCGCCCGCUAUCACGUGUUGAUGCCCUUUACCGGCACACGACCCGCUGCGGGAGAUGCGCUGGCGACGUGCGCGAACAUCAUGAAUCGAAUGGGAGCUCCGGCCGGCGAUGCCUGGCAAGUGGGCCGAACCAAAGUCUUCUUGAAGGACGGGCAGUACAAUCGCCUCGAAGAAGAAAAGGGCAAGGCCCUCCGGGGGCGGGUCAUCCUGAUCCAGAGCUGGUGGCGCAUGGUGUGGGUGCGCAACUACUACCGCAAUUACAAGGCCGCCGCCAUCAAAGCCGAGUACGAGCGAAGGAGGAGGGAAGAGGCCAAGCGACGCGAGGAGGAGCAACGACGCGCACGGGAGGCCGACGAGAAGCGGCGGCAGGAGAGCAGCGGUUCCGGGACCAUGCGCCGAAUGCAGAACGACGGGACGCUCAGGAGCGGCGAGGCCGCGCCGGUGCCCGCAGAGGCCGAUUCGGUUCUGUUCGAGGUGAACAGGCUGCCCGAUAUUGUGCUGGAGACCGACGCGAUGGAGGCCAUCACCGAGACGGGCCAGGACGCCGACAAGGUGCUCUACACUGCGAGCCUCAACAAGUACCUGCAGCCGGUCAAACCGGCUGCCCAGUAUGACUCCCCGCGCGUGGCCUCCCUGCGUCGGCGCGUCGUCGAGAGGCUACAGCUCAACAAACAGCACACGCCCAUGCACCGCAAGGAAGGCAUCGAGGACAUUCCCGAAAUCAUGAGCUCGGCCGACAUGCUCAAAUACUCGUUCGAGGAGUAUGCCCGCGCCAACUUCAACAUGAUGAAGCGCAAGAGCGCCAUCUCGCUGCGCCGGCAGAAGUCCUUCUCAACGCAACAGAUCUGCGCCUACUCCAAGAAACUGGACUUCCCGCUGCACAAGACCAGCAGCGUGAACUACGUCAAUCUGUCGCUGACGCUCUUCCGCAAGCUCACCCGCUUCAUCGACGGCGAGGAGAGCUACCCCGUCCUCAAGGACAUCUUCGUGGCCGGUAUCGCGCAUCCCGCCGCCUUCAGAAACGAGAUCUACGCCCAGGUCAUGAAGCAGGCCACCUUCAACUCCUCCAAGGAGGGAACGCUGCGUGCGUGGGAGGUGCUGGCCGCGUACUGUGGCGUCUUCCCGCCGACCGACGUCUUCCUCCCGUAUCUGGGCUCCUUCCUGCUCGAAGCCACCGCGAUUCCUACGGAAGUCGGCGCGUUCGCGCGCUACGCCUACGACAAGCUCAAGCUGCUGGCCUACCGCGUCAGGCAGAAGGAGAACCGGCAGUACCCCCCGUCCAUGCUCGAGUUCGAGGCCAACAAGGAGCGAAGGCAGAUGCGCGUCUGGUUCACGCUGCCGAGCGGCAGCGACGCGGCGGUCCAGAUCGACCCCGUGUCCACGGCCGCCGAUGUCUUUACGCCGCUCACCACCAAGGCCGUGCGGCUGAACGACCCUUCGGAGUUUGCCAUCUACGAGGUCUACCCUGCGAGCAACCUCGAGCGGAGCCUUGCGCCCAACGAUUUCAUUGCCGACAUCCUGUCCAAGGCCGAAAAGUACGGCCUCGAGGUGAAGCUGUUCUUGAAGAAGAAGAUGUGGCUCGACCCCGCCUUCCUCUCCGAAGAUCCCUCUGAAAACAGGCUCGAGGUGUUCCAGCUUCACACCUACAUCCUCAGUGAGCGCUUGCCGAUCCGCGAGAGCGACGUCGCGGGGAUUGCUGCGGCCAAGGUGAUCAUUGACGGCGCGCACCAGACCCUCGCAACCAACCCGAGCAGCAUUAUGCCUUCGCUGGUGCCUCCGGCACACAUGGCCACCAAGUCUGCCGGUGAGUGGGGCAUCCUCAUAGAAACCGAAGUAGCAAAGAUCAAGAGGAUGAAGAUGGACGAUGACAACAACAUUCUCAUCCAGUAUCUGAAACUGGCGAAAGAGCUGCCCUUCUACGGACUGAGCGUGUUCCGCUCGGUGAAGCUGGAGACGUCGGAUCUGGACUUACCCGACGAGUGCAUAGUGGGCAUCGGCAUCCCCGGGCUGUCAAUCUACGAUCCCGUCUCCCAGCAAAAACUGCGGCGCAUUCCCUACUGGGACGUGUGCGAGAUCAGCUUCACCGUCAAUUCCUGCACCCUCACCACCAAGGCCGAAAUGGGGGCGAUCAAAUUCCUCACCCUGGAGGGAGUCGAAAUGGCCAGCAUCAUGGAAGACUGCAUGUUCUGGCUGCGAGAGGAUUCUUGGGUGGCGCGGGCUGUGGUGGACUAUCUGCCGAGGGACCGGAGCCUUCUUUCGUUCCACAAGGGCGAGAUCGUCACCAUCAUUUCCAGGGAUGCCUCCGGAUGGUGGAAGGGCAAAAUCGACGACAAGGUCGGCCAGUUCCCCAAGGACAACGUGGAGGUCCUCAUCCUCAAACCGGGUAGCACCGGCAAGGACUACGCCGAGUCGCCGCGCGCGCCAUCCCUGAAACAGCGGCUCAUGAACGGAGGACUGGCCAGCAGCGACGAAAGCGAACAAAGCGGCGGUGUGGCCAAGCCCACGGAGAUGAAGGGAGUGGCGCGCAUGAACAGCCGGGCCUACUAUCAGCAGUUGAACUCGAGCGGCGGCCUGGCCGACUCCGACACCCGCACCGUCUACGCGCCGUCGAGCAACGUCAAGCGCUACCCGCUCGCCGAGUACGCGACCAAGCACUUCAACAUCGAGGAGCUCAUCAAGGAGGAGAAGAUCAACCCCAAGCCGGGCAUGACGGCCGCCGACGUCCUGACCACCUACUCCGACAGCCCGCUCAAGUGCCCGCUCCACAAGGGGCUCGACGAGGCGUCGGUCAAGAUCGUGAUUGACAUCUCCGUGUUCAUCAUGCAGUACAUGGGCGACUAUCCUUCCAAGAAGACCCCCUACGAGUUGAUGACCAAGAUCUGUCAGCCCGGCAUCGACAGGCCCAACAUUAGGGAGGAGAUCUUCUGCCAGAUGCUCCGGCAGACCAACAAGAACCCCAAGCCGGCGAGCCAAGUGAAGGGAUUGGAGCUGAUCUCGAUUUGCUGCGGUCUGUUCAACCCUUCGCGCGCGCUCGGCCCCUACCUGCUCGACUUCCUGCACCUGCACACCAAGCUUACGCCGGACGACUGCAAGAACGAGAAGGUCGCACAGCGCGACAACAUUUGCGACAUCAUGGCCAAGUUCGAGCUCGUGACACCCCCCAAGAGCAAGGAGGCCCUCCACUUCGUGUUCCAGGUAUAA